CCCGCGCUGUCCCCGCACGGAGAGGGACCGCGCCGGGCCGGGGUUGGUGCGGGCCGGUCCCGCCAUGGAGGAGCCGGGCUGCGGGGCGCAGUUCCGCGCCGCCGUGCAGGUGAUCCAGGGGCUGCCGCGGAGCGGUGCGUACCGACCCUCCUACGAGGAGAUGCUGCGCUUCUACAGUUACUACAAGCAGGCGACGGCGGGGUGCUGCCAGGGCCCGCGGCCCGGCUUCUGGGACCCCAUCGGCCGCUACAAGUGGGACGCCUGGCACAGCCUGGGCAGGAUGUCCAAGGAGGAGGCGAUGGCCGCGUACGUGGCGGAGAUGAAGAAGGUGGCCCAGAAGGUCAUCGACACCGUGCCCAUGGACGAGAGCACCGAGGAGAUGUUCCGCUACUUCGAGCCGCUCUACGAGGUGAUCCACGACAUGCCGCGGCCCCCCGAGUCCUUCUUCAGGCGCAGAGGGGAGAGCCAGGGGAGGCCAGAUGGCCCCAGCCAGGAUGUGCCAGCGAGCAGCCCAGCUCUGGAGAGCCCCAGAGACAGCGUGCCUGGGGAGCAGCAGGACGGGCCAGGGGCUGGGCUGGCUCCUGCCCCCGAGGGGAGCCAGGUGACAAGUGACACUGAGGGGGACACGUUCUGUGACACCCUGGAGCAGAUGGAGCCUGAGAAGGCUGGGCAGGGGCAGGGGCUCACCCCAAAUGGGGCCCAGGCUGGGGCUGAGCCCCCAGUGCCCCACAGUGCUGGGCAGGGCGAGCGGGGCGAAGGCAGAAGAGCCGAGGGGAGCAGCAGCACCGACCUCACAGCCCUGGGCUCCGAGAGAGCGCCAGCGCCGGGCUCCUGGAGCCUGCCCGGCCGUGUGUGCCCGUCCCUGUGCCCGCAGGUGUCCGGCUGGCAGGGGGGGCCCCCGGCAGCACCCCCGAGCUGGCGCUGGCCCCGGGGCUGGAGGCGCACGUGGCCAGCGCGGUGCGGGCGCUGCAGGAGGAGCUGCGGCGGGUGCGGGAGCGGCUCAGCCGCCUGGAGACGCUCGGCAAUGCCCAGAAGGAUGCGGCAGGGACAGACCAGGGCCCAGCACUUGCUCCACAGGCGAUGUCUCCGUGGCACCUGACCGUGUCCCCGCGAACGCUGCUCUUCCUGGCCACCUGGCCCUUCGUCACCCAGUGGCUGCUGCGCCACUGGCAGGGCAGGAAGAGGUG
Oenanthe melanoleuca is the source of this 1187-nucleotide messenger RNA. RefSeq names its product acyl-CoA binding domain containing 4 (gene ACBD4). Gene Ontology annotation, biological process: fatty acid metabolic process. Gene Ontology annotation, molecular function: fatty-acyl-CoA binding. The coding region runs from base 65 to 1099 and encodes 344 amino acids. The transcript is spliced from 10 exons. Lineage: Eukaryota; Metazoa; Chordata; Aves; Passeriformes; Muscicapidae. The record is from RefSeq and is a predicted model, not a curated record.